Molecule: messenger RNA, 2287 nt
Organism: Paecilomyces variotii
Lineage: Eukaryota; Fungi; Ascomycota; Eurotiomycetes; Eurotiales; Thermoascaceae
Exons: 2
Coding region: 389-2224 (611 amino acids)
Source: RefSeq, a predicted model, not a curated record
UAGCCUCCUGUUCUUUCGACAGUCUGUGUCGUGCGUGGCCCUCCAAGGACGCCUAGCCAAUAUCGAAACUCCACCGGCUGCUGGACCACGCCGGUUCGUCCGCUCUUCAGUCUGUGGAGACUCAUCUACUCUACUUACGGAGUAGACUUGACGGCUGUCAGAGCUUGGCCCGGUUGACCGUUGACGAGACCGUCUCCUGUCGCACGGGGCAGACGUUCGAAAUCAGGAAGAUCAGAGCAGGCAUAAGGGCUGCUCGAUAAUCAGGAACCUUGCGCGCUCUGGGAUCUUCAUCGCGCCCGCGUUUCUUCUCGGGUCGAGCUCUUAUUAACUUACCCGACGCUCCCUUUGCGGUGAUGCCCUUCUUCCGACAGAUCCUGGCCUUCUCUCAAUGAACGACCGCAUCGGUCUCUCCAGCCUGGGCGAUCGAACUAUGCAGCAUAUUGGGCCUGUCCAGCAGGCCGUGUACACGCAGCUGCCAGUUGCGCAAUCGCCUGCUGGGUCAUCCGCGUCCGCUCUGCACAGGCCCUCGUGCGGGAACGGGCCCCAACCGCGUCCUAACGCCCCAUCAUCCGCGCAGAUUGACAGUUCACGCGACGUUUUGAUGGUCGACAGCAGUGACAGCGCGACGGAGAAGGGUCGCUUCGAGGACCAGAGAGAUCUGGUCGGCCGGACUAUGGAUGUCCGAGCGUUGUCGCCCAAGCGCGGGCCGAUAACACAGUCAAGCGCGAUCGCGGGCGGACUUCAGCAGUCGUCAAGCGAUCUUUCUCAGACCACGAGCGAGAUGGCUGAUGCGAAUCUUACGCCUUUGACUUCAGUUUCUUCCAGUGGCUUUUCUACUCAGUCUGAGUCCCAGUCAUCUUCGCAAGCGGCAACCGACAGAGCCAGAGUCCUGAAGACGGAGAACGCGGAGAUGACAUUGGCGUAUGAAACACCAAGCAAUGGCACGUUUUUGAAGCCGCAUCCUCUGAGUCCUACGAGAUCGACACUGGCAUCCCGUCCUGAGCCAGUUCAUGGUCAGAAGAGAAAUGCAGCCGGCGAGGUGAAGCUUCCAUCAGACGGAAAGAUGCAGCGGACCCCGGAUAUCGGUCGAUUCUUGAGAGGUCAUAGUAGAACGAUGAGUGCGGGUUCCAAUGGGAGUAUGAUAGCGGAGCUAUCUGCACAGCUUCGUGCUCGUCUCUCAUACGCCGCUGCGAAGGUGGAAAAAGGCUGGCAGUUGCGAGAUGGUGACAUCCAGCGUUCGCGUCUGAGCGGUUCCCCUUCGUUAACUCCCACCUUGAAUGGAUCAAGAGAGCGUGUCCCUUCUGACAGCGGGAAACUCUUACGUCGUGGCUCUUCGGACGGCACAAUAACGUCUCCGCGUCUUUCAACUGGGACUUAUCUCUCGCGGCUGCCGAACGGUGCUGCAGAUAUAUCUCGGCCUUCCACCGCAGAUAUUGGAUCGUCGUCAUAUCCAAGAUCGCCGCCCAGCAUUCGACCUCAAACCUCCCCCGUGAAACUGCAACAACCCCCUAAACUUGCGCCGCCUGUAGACAUUGUAUCCGGCAGUGGAAAUAACGCUCGUCGGCGUCCGAACCCGAACUCAACCUCUAUUACUUCGAACUACAACCCAUAUCCUCGUCACCGCCGCCAUCAUUCAGAGCAGCAGUUCAGGAUAUCUAACUCAUCUUAUCCCACGAACGAUGUUCGAGUUCCGGGAACACCUCCUCUUCGGCCAUCUCAAUUCGCAUCUCGUCUUCAAGUUUCUACUCCUUCGACUUCAAGCAGUAUGUUCCCAAAACAAAGGACGCCAUCCCAAAAUGCCUUGAUGGAACAAGAUGCCAUUGAGACACUUCUGUUCAUGUCCAGUCCUGAAAACUCUGGAUAUCACAAGAAUUCACAACAACGGCAGACGCAUCUCAGCACCAGUAUCGAAGCACAAAUGGAAUCUGGCCUGGAUCCCAGCACCCAGGCAUCUCAACCUUCAGAUGUUAGUGGAAACCACAGGACACGGAAAGUCAUGUUCAGGGAGGGAAGCGUGAGCGGUAUCUCUGGGCGAUCAAAUUCAGCCGUAGGCCUCGAAGCGCAAGCGGGAGAUGAGAUCGAUCGGUUAUUGGACCAGAUGGACGACAGCGAUAGUGAGAGUGAAAGACCAUCUUCCCAAUUCAACCAUGGGGUGAGAGAGACUCCUGCUGAUGGCUCUGCGAGGCGAGACCCACCUGAGUACUGGAGGCAGCGUUCAUCCUGAUCCUUCAGAGGCGAAUUUCUGCAGAUCGGGAUCUCAAAUGAGAAAACUUGUCACGAAUUCACG